Trypanosoma cruzi is the source of this 324-nucleotide messenger RNA. RefSeq lists its product as uncharacterized. The transcript has a single exon. The record is from RefSeq and is a predicted model, not a curated record. The coding region runs from base 1 to 324 and encodes 107 amino acids. Lineage: Eukaryota; Euglenozoa; Kinetoplastea; Trypanosomatida; Trypanosomatidae.
AUGUUACGUGGCGGACGUGUAUUCCGCAGCGUGGGUGGGUGGCGGUCGAAACCGAUUGGAGAAAUGGACCGUCGUGGCCGCUUUAAUUUUGAUGAGGCCGCUGCCGCCCUCAAUCUUGACGCCGCCUACGUCGCAGCGUUAUACAAACCCCUACACUACACCUUUGCUGUACGCGGGCAACAUUACCCGGCGGAGCAGGGCCGAGUGAGUCGCCCGGGAUCUCUUAGCUCUUCACGCAAUCGCAUGUUUCCACUUUACCGUCGUAACAACCGUCUGGACGCACAACUGUUGCGUUUAAGUCGACGUCGCAUCUCCACAGAGUGA